AUGGUGGCUCCAGAACUGAAGUUGUGUUUGGCUUGGAUGCAUGCAGAGCCUGAGGCAGGUGUCAAGAACUGAGCAGAAGACUUCUCGCCCAUUGUUCCAAAGCGUCGCAUGAAAAGCCAAAAAUAAAGCGACACUUGAGGGGCCCUCCGCCCGUCGAAUAUCCUCAAAUGAUCCACCUUCCGUUCGUGACGGCCCUGAUACGGUUGCCGCCGUCGAUCAGCCUCGCCUCGAGGACUGCGGUCACUUGUCUUUUGCUCCCCUCGGCUCCGCCUGCGGCUAUUUGCCUCCUCCUUUUCAGUCGUUGUCGCGUUCCACUCGUGCUCCCUGUCCGCUGCCGAAUUCUCCUUGAUAUUGCUCAUUUUUUUUUCUCUUUUUUUCCUCUUUUUUUCAGGUUUUACUUUUUUAAAAGAAAUUAUGAGAAAUUUCCUCUGGUCUUCUUUCACGAAAAGAAAAAGUAAGUAUCUAGACAUACUUUGACGAUAAACUCUUCAGCGGCUUCCGUUUUUUUGUUGUUUUAUUGAUUGAAUUGAAAGUUUUAGCUCCAGUCUUUUAGCCCUAUUGAGGACAUUCAUUUAAGAUGCACUAAUUUAAUUUAUCACGUUUUUCUGAAUUGGAUACACAUUGAAAAAUCCAGAAAAAAAAAAUCCAGAAACACGUUAUCCAGAAAUGGUUUCGAGUAAGAUUUUAUAAUCCAAGCUUUAUUUUGAAUGAAUGAUGAUGAUUUAAGACAGGCCGUGAAAAAUUGAAGCUUUUGCGUCGGCAUACACCGCUUGUAUACCAUAACGGCAUUUUCAUAAAAAAAAAAUCUCGAAUAUUUUUUCUUUUUGGUUCAUAAAAUUUUUUUUAUCCAUCCAACCAUCAACCUGAUGAAACAACCGUUUCCAUUGUAACUAAACUUUUUGUCGUUUUCAUUGAAAAUGCGAUUUCAGACCAAGAGUCCGAAGGGUCGCCAGAAAAUGAAAAAAAUAGUUCUCGCGACGAUUUUUGUUGGGGUCGUUUUAGCCAAUUCAGGUACGUCUUUUUUUUUUGAAUUUAAUGACAAAAAAAUUAUUUAGCUCUGAAUUGAAAAAAAUUGGAGAACUUUUUGUUUUGAAAAAUUAAAAGUUUCCCAUUCAAUCCGGUCACUUUGAUUCUCCUUUUCUAAUAAUUCAAAGCGUCCUCAUUAGAAAAAAGAUGGAAAGAGAAGGGAACAAUCAGACAUUUUUAGGUUUUAUAAGCUCAAAAAGGGAUCGAGCAGAUUAAAAAAAAACUUAUUGAGAGAAAAUAAAACUGCCUCCCUUUAGAAGUUUAUACUCUCAUAAAUUUUGAUUUUAAUGUGACUUAAGUUCAAAAAUAGAUUUUUUAGGUCUUUUUUCUUUAGUGCAGCAUGAUUACUAACUGUUAUCGUCUAUGACAACUGUAUAUGAAAACGAUGAACCCAAAUAUCGUGCACACAUGUGGGCUCACGGCUUCUGUUUGUUCAAUUUCUUUCGGCCAUCUUCGCCCUUUCUCACCACUGAAAUCAACCCUCGAGUCUGCGCGCGAGUCACACCAAUCCUCGUGAAACAAUCACUUCUUUCCUCCUUUUUUUUUCUUUUCGCACCUUGCUUCUCUUUUCAAACGAAGAGCCGGUCACUUUGAUCGGAGCAACUCAAACUUCGAAACUAUUAUGAAUAAAAAAUAAUGGAAAGUAAGAAAUUGUAACAUGAUGUUGAAAAAAGCCAGUGAGAUUCGAGGAAAUGAAAAAACAAGAAAAAUAUUGAAAUGAUCAAAAAUAAGCUCGGAAGAUUAGAAAUAUAUAGCAUGUGGUAGAACAAUUAUAUAACGGCCGGUAAAGUUCAGAGAACUCUUGGUUGAAAAUCUUGAAUAAAUCUUCCUCAACCUCUGAAAUUUCGUAAUUUGUUACAAAACGAAGUUGUUAAAGUAUUUAUCAUUUCUAAUAUGCAGAGGCGAUCAGCUUAUCUCUGUUUUUUGGCUAAACAUUAGUUUUUAUUUUUUUUCUCCGAAAAAAAAAUAGUAAUCAUAUGUGGGAAACGGUUCAUUGUAUUUCUGCUUGUUACAAAACGAAGUUGUUAUGUCGAUUAUAAAAGAUAGAAGUUGAAUGUCAGAGAUAUUUUCGGCUUAUAACUCGCAGACUUUCCCUUAGAAAAUCAGAUAUUCAGUGAUUUAUGAAGGGGUAUGUCUCUGGAAGGAAAGGGGAAGAUUUGAGCGUUUUUGUUGGAUUCAGCUCACUAAAAAUUAUGACGUCUGAUAAAGAUGAAAAAAGGUUUUCAACCUUGGGUAACUGUAACGCACGGCCUUCUAAUAGAAAUCUUUAUCAGCAACUGGGCUGGAAUUCUUCUCAAAACUCUCAACAAUCAUUUUUUUAAAUGAAAUUGUACAAUAAUCUAAUCUUCCGAAAAACGCAGCUCCAAUCGAAAGGGCAGUUAUAAUUUUUAUAGAAAGAUAAUCUUAAAUCUUAACUGAUUGUGAAAAAAAAUUUGGUUUUAGUGUCGCGACAGGCGGCAGUGAGCAAGGCCAUCGAACAGACCAAGUCGCGACAGACGGCGGCCCAAAGUCCUCAACGGGUGCCGCCACGCCAGAACGUGCGUUUGAGUGUUGAUUUCAGCACAACGGUAACUUUUUGCUCUCGGUUAUUCUUCACUUUGAACGGCAGUUAAGCCGAAAGUUGAUUAAGCUGAAAAGCUCUUGAUAGAGAGUCUAUGUGAGGAAUACCGGCGAGUCUGCUCGCAAAUUAGUUAUAGUCGCUAACAUUGGGCUGGUGCAAUUGCUGGAAAUCUCUCAUUGCUUGCACAGAUAGAUAGUUGUUAUGGGCACUAAUAUCUUCGUGAAUAUGGACAUUUUGCCAAUAAAAGUGAGCAGUUGGACGUUUGAAACUUUUUUUCUAUCUAUGAACAAAUUACCGAGAAAUUAAAAAAAAGUUUACUGCUUGUCUGAAUUUGUCUUAAUUUCCAUAUGAUACAAUCAUAUCGCCGUGAGUUGAAAGCCGAUUAUUGAAUGUGGAACUGCACAACGCGUAACAGCUUUGGAACGGUUGCUCUGAAGAAUCAACCUGACUCAAUCAAUCCAUUUUUGCUAGUCUUCGAACUAUUCCAAGUGCGACCACGGAGUUUCAAGCCACGGCGAAUGAUGUUCACAUCUAAGCUAAUGUUUUGUUGACAUUGUUCAAAUUUUUUUUUGCUUCUUUCAUAAUAUUUUACACUUGGUUCAAUUAUCAUGGUGGCUUUUUUUUUUGUUGAAAUAUAGGUCGCUUAUCGGGUUCUUGAAUUUUCCUCGAAGCGGCAUUUAGUAGUUUUGGCUUGCAUGUGUCCGACGGAUCUGCGAACCUUCAGGCGCUGUUUUUCAGUCCUCUCCAGGCAAAAAUGAGGGUCUCGACGUGGACAAAUUGAACCGGCUGAUACGGACUCUCGACAAGACGUGGAUCAUGCCUCGAACCGGCGCCAAGGAACCUGUUGGCAGUAAUUUCCAGGUCCUUGGAGAAAGAAGAACGGCUUGAAGAUGGCUUUUACAGUACAAGAAGACGUGCGCCUCGAUCUACAAGGCUCGGCACGGAGCCUGUCAACAGAUUGGCUUCGGCGUGAUGUGCUUCAACUACUGUCAUGAGCGAGGUUAUUACAUUUUCCCAAGGAUUGCGGAAAAUACGUCGGUUGGAUCCCACCCCGGGAUCAACGAAUUGCGGUCUACCCACCGCGAAUUGCGGCCUUCCCUUCGAAAAUUACGACCUAUUUCAGUAAAUUUUCGACUAUUUUUCCGUGCGCAAAAAGCUGAGGUGGGAUCCAGUUCACGUAUGUUGCGAAAGAACAGGUUUUUAGCCCUUUCUACAAGCGUAAAUCAGUUUUGAAUCUAAAAAAAGAAGUCCUGUUUUGAAAAGUUCAAAGUAAACGUUAAGUUGAAACUCUUCUUUCUCCUCUCUUCCAUUUUUUUUUCCAAAGGCUAGAGAUUCGGAGCCACUUCUGUGAAAUAGACUAUAGCUUAUUAUUUUUAUUUUUUUGAUAGUUCAUCAAUGAAAAAAAGCUCCGAGUGUGCUUGCUUUGAAACACAUAGAAAGAAAAAAAGUAUUUUCUUUUUGAAUUCGAUGCAAAAAAAGAUGAGAACCAGAGUUGGGUGUUGUGGCAUCUUAAAGGAUCCAAUUUUUUUCUUUUUCUGUACUAAGAACAAAGUUUGAUAUUUUUCUUCAUUCUGUGCGCAAAUAAUUGAUAUUUUUAGCUGAUAGUUUUUUUCGAAAUGCUUUUUACAAAAAAAUUAUAUUUUUUUAUCAGUCUUUAACGUUUUAUAAAGGAUUCCGGCUGGAUUUGAUGGACUCUGAAAAGGUUUUUUCGCAGGAGAAAAGUUGUCGUUCAAAUGUCAAGACGCCUCGGAUGCGUCCUACUGUCGGCAGUCGGGAACCUUCGAGACGUUUUUGGCCAAGUACCGCAAGGACGGCUAUAAGGCCAAGGCCUACAUUCAUCAGGUUCCUUUUCUCUAAAAACUUCAUCAAGAAAUUUGCUCAGAUGAUCUCACGGUGCUACUCGACCGCCAUUUGCAACACCCAGUCAGGAAUUCUCAAUUCCACGAUUAUCGAAGACGAGGGUGACGUCGUCGAGGCCACCACCAAGGUUCUUUAUUCUUUUUCUGAUCUUUAGUAAGUACUCGAAAGAUUUUUAAUUGUCUUUCAGAACUAAUGGCUAUAUUUCUCCAUACGCAUCAUCUUCUUUUUCAGUUUUUCAGUUGAUCGAAACUCUUUAGUUAAACUCUUAUGCUGUUAAAAUACUCCCCUCUCGGAGAACACCACUUUUCUUAGCCGCUGGUUUUUUCUAUGGAAAACCACGUCAAUGAACAUAUUGAUGCAGUCUUAUCCAUUUUUUUAAAAGUUGGGUCUGAAAAAAAUUCUAUUCAUUAAUUAUCUGCAGUUAAAGGUAAAUAGUUGAAAAUUCAGUUGAAUAAGGCAAAAAGAGUGAGAAAUGGUUUUUUAAAGAUUCAUCUAGGGGGUGAAGCGUCAUUUGCGCAAUGAUUUGAUUUUUUUUUUAGAAAAUCAUUUCUCUCAAAGAUAAAGUGCCAUUUCGCUAUUAUGACCGGUCAGAAUUUCAAGAAAACUAAUGAGCUCUAUUUGGAAUCUAAUUUUAUCUUCCUCAUUCACGUAAAAAUUAUUUUUGUUUCGUUUUUUUUUACUUUCUGUCAUGAAAAUUAUUUGGUUUAAUAAAUUCUAAUACCAGUUUCUUUUUGCACGUAUUAAGUUAGCAGAACAACCGCCUGAAGCUUUUGACGCGACCGCCCGGAGGACUGAAGCUUCUGAAGUUGAAGACGACUACGACGACGAUGGCGCCGGAGCCGGAGCCAGAGGAACCAGAAGACGUCGACGAGCUUCCAACGACUCCAGCUAGAAAGUCAAAGGUGCUUGGCAUGGCUCUUUUGUUAUCUCAUGCUUGGCUAUUUUCGGGUAUAAAUGCAAACAACUUGAAAAUUUACUCAGUAGAUCAAAAUGUUUGUUUUUUCCCCUCUUCUCAGUUCUUAACAACAGUCUUUAUUUGGACACACGCUGCUGGAACCAUGGUUAGUCGCAGAAGUCUUUAUUUUGCGAAUCUCUUAGAUUUUUCUGAAAAAAAAACAAUUCUGAAUUCCAGGCCGAAAAAAACAAGGUUUCGCUGAGGUCACGACCUACGCCUCCUCUUGUACCUGAAACCCCGUCCACGACAGCUAAACCUAAUAUUUGGGACAAGUGAGUGAUUCUCUACUAUUGCACACUUUAUGAUGUUUUUUUCGGUCAAAAAAAUUUCCGUCAAAAAACAAACGCCUAGGUGGACCGAGUAAACGCAAGCUCAUGCUUUUUUUUGACCGCGAUAAGCAUGCAUUGGAAAUUUAAAAAAAAUUAUAAGUUUUAGUUUCGUCGGUUUUCGUACUUCGAAUCCACAUUUUCAAGAUUGUUCGAAAUGUUUGUACACAAUUUGUAUUCGAACGGUUUUUAUCAGUUCAUUAAUAUGAUUAAACACAGUGUUUAAAAAAAGUGGACAGUGCGUUGCGAAGCCACGUCUCACAAGACUAGAUCGAAUAGUCCUACGGGAAAGGAAAAUCCUCGGACGACAUUGACGUAUUCCCGUCAUUGGAGAGAUCAGACAACAGUACGAUAUAGACUCGCAUAAAACACAAAACGUCAUAUUUAGGUUUUUAAAAGAUUCAUAAGUUAAUUAGAAGAUAGUGGAUGGAGUACCGAACAUGAUGUAGAACUUCUAGAAAAAGCACUCGAGUUCAAAGAUUUUUUUUGGCUUAUAUGAGCUUUGACACUGCGAAUCUGUAUGUGACCUCCAAUUUUUUUUUGAUUAAGAACUUUUAGUCUGCGCAAAUACUCGCUCUCCGAACAGGCGAUUUGAAGAUGAAAAAGUAGGUGUUGUUAUCAGAAGCGGCGGCGCGCGAGCGGGGGUCCCUAUGAGCACUCGAGUGCUUCGUGUACCUUUCGAGAUGCACGAAGGUCAGCAGAACAUUUCGAAUUACGCAACAGCAAACAAUGGGCUCCUUCUUCAAGCACCGAACACACGCUCACGCAAAUAUACAGAAACACCCGCGUCUAUGCUUGCUCCAGUUCAUUUCGCAGAGCAUGAAAAAAAAAUGGACGUGAGGGCUGACUCGUAAAAAACUUUUCUGAUUUUUUCGUGUAAGUCCAAUCUGCAACAACCUCAUCUUGAAAGUUCAAUUUAACAAAAGAGAAUGAGAAACACGACUAACCAGAAGAAAGAUCACAAUAUUACAUAAGGGUUUUUAACUGCUUUUGCCGGGUUUUCUUUUGCGAACUCAAAGUUAAAAAGGCAGUUUGAGGAUAAUGAAUGAUGGAAAAGUUGAAGGUUCACGGUGGGACAAAAAGCGCGACCUACUCCUAAGUACAUCCCCUUCUGGCAACGUCUUCUGUCGACGACGACUGGCGCCCCCAAAGAAGAUGAUAUCGACGUAGACAGGGAGACAUCUACCGAGAUCACGGAGGAGGUCCUAUCCAUAAAAUAUUUCCCCUUGAUCCUUUUUUUCUCAGAUUCUCAUCGCCACAACGCCAGCAGAAAAAGUAGAUGAAGUGAAAGAAGAGUCAGAGGAAGAACCUGAAAAAGAAGAUAAAACGGAGCAGUCCACACAGGCUACCACAAAGGUCACGCCUCCUAUUGAAGACGUCGUCGUCACGUUGGUUGUCUUAUUAUUUCUCACUCUCAAUGGGGCUGUUCAGAAAGCAGCCUGUGCAGAAAAACAACCGAGAAAAGCCAAAGGAGAAGCACACGUUCCGACCGCUGCCAGUGACGACGCCACCUCCGCCAGGACCUGAGCUUUCGCAUCAGAAGCCCAACGACAAUGCCGUGGAUGGAGGUUUGUUGACUUCAAUUUCCCAGCAGACAUGCUACAAAAGUUUUGCUUGCUUUUCAUUUCAAUUAGGAAGGAUUUAGUGUCGGGUCCUGGGUUCUGGAAUCGGUUCCAGCCAAAUCGCUGGUUUCAGUCGAUCCACUACGUCACCAACACCGGCAAGUAA
Caenorhabditis auriculariae is the source of this 7456-nucleotide messenger RNA. The record is from the annotation of a GenBank genome assembly. Lineage: Eukaryota; Metazoa; Nematoda; Chromadorea; Rhabditida; Rhabditidae.